GGCCGGACGUUGUGGUGUGUCUUCCUGGCUGUCACGUGUGUCUGAACAAACGCAGUGCGCUUGAACUGUGCCUUGGAUUUUUUUAACGUCAACCGAAGCACCAGGAUGCUGAAGACAUUUCAACAAGCUUUGUUUUCUACUGGUCUGCAGUUACCCCCAUGGAAACCUGUUGAGUGUAAGGCUCAAGAUUAUGAAAUACGAACCUAUGAAACAACAAAGUGGGCAAGCACUUCUGGGAGUGGAAUGCAGUAUGAUUCAGCCAUUAACACAGGAUUCAUGCGACUGUUUAAUUAUAUUCAGGGGAAUAAUGAAAAAAGAUUCCAUCUUAGGACAUAUGGGGGGUUUUCAAAUGAACAGAAGAGCCGGGAGGAGCUGCUGAAGCUGUCUGAGAGUCUGAGAAGGGACGGCCAUCAGUUUGUCGAUAAGGAGUAUUACACUGCUGGUUACGACAGUCCUUUCAAACUGGUGAACAGACGUAAUGAGGUGUGGCUCAAGAAGAAGACUGACGAAGACACUAACGCUUGAAAGCCCGAUUAAAUAGUGGGUAUGCCCUUAUUUAUUACUAAUGGUAACCAAGCUCUCCUGUCAUUUAAUAAGUGACUGGUGUUAAAAACAUUUUUAAUGUUUUAAAAUAACACUGUUGCUUAUGAAACCAUUUGGCCUUGUACAAGUGUGAUAUUUGCUCUGCAGAAGAUAUGCCGACUGCUAACCUUAAGUAUAAUUACUUUAACUCAUUCUUUCAAGUGUAAAUAUGGUUUUGUUACUUUUUUUUAAUCUGAAAUAAAAAUGAAGAGCAUUUAAA
Molecule: messenger RNA, 802 nt
Organism: Lepisosteus oculatus (spotted gar)
Lineage: Eukaryota; Metazoa; Chordata; Actinopteri; Semionotiformes; Lepisosteidae
Source: RefSeq, a predicted model, not a curated record